Molecule: messenger RNA, 3557 nt
Organism: Alosa sapidissima (American shad)
Lineage: Eukaryota; Metazoa; Chordata; Actinopteri; Clupeiformes; Clupeidae
Gene: stxbp6
Product: syntaxin binding protein 6 (amisyn)
Exons: 8
Coding region: 594-1349 (251 amino acids)
Biological process (GO): Golgi to plasma membrane transport; exocytosis
Cellular component (GO): plasma membrane; exocyst
Molecular function (GO): phosphatidylinositol-4,5-bisphosphate binding
Source: RefSeq, a predicted model, not a curated record
AAACAUGUAGACUUGUUUAAUCACUUCAGUCGGUAUGACUGACAUAUGAAUUGUUUAUCUGUGCCUGAUAUGAGUCCAAAUAUGACACGUAAGCUAGGUAACGUUAACUCGUCCACGUGACUGCUGCUUCCAUGAAGUCAGAUAGUUAGUGCGAACCUGCUACUGUGUUCCCUGCGAGACCGAGACCGAGACGUGACGGGCGGCAGUUGUGGCGCGGUAGCUGACAGAGAGAGGGGCUGGGUUUCUAGAGCUGAGUAACACAAGAGACAAGAGUUGUUGAGCGGACAACGUGGAACCAGAGGGGGUUUUGAAGCGAAAUGCGACUCUAUAUUCACGGUAGAUAACAGGAUCACUCUGGUAGCUGGAAGUUGGCGGGACAGUGUUGAAAAUUUGACGUUUGAAGGCUCGACCUGCACGUGGAACACAAACGUAAAUCAGCUCCCAAAAGUGGAAGCCUGGUGUAGCCUGAGCUGAGCGUCACGCAGUAACCACGUUUACUCCAAAGGCUUCUUUCGACGUGGUUCUGUCGAAUUUCAAUUGUGUGAGUCCAGCCCAGCUCUCCUCUGUCUCUCCCGUGAGUGUCCUGCCCCAAGAUGGAGGUCAAGACGGCCAUCAACAGGGAGAUCUUCACGCCACACGAUGAGAAGAUGCUGGUGGCGGUGCAGGUGAAGCGGAGGACCAAGAAGAAGAUCCCCUUCCUGGCCACCGGGGGCCAAGGAGACUACUCCACCUUCAUCUGCAUAUCAAAAACCAAAAAGAAGCCGUUCCAUGUGUCCAUCACCAAAGUGAAGAAGUUCGAGGGCUCCAUGGCGUUCGUGCGGCGCUCCCAGUGGUCAAUCGCCCAGCUGCGCCAGGUCAAUGGGAUCGACCCCAACAGAGACUCUCCGGAGUUCGAUCUGACCUUUGACACCGCGUUUGACCAGUGGGUGGCCAGUUCGUGCGGGGAGAAGGGCAUCUUUGUCCAGGUGCUUCACACUACCUGUCAGCAAAACUGCUCGGAGAGGAAGCCAGAGUUCGUCAACUGCCAGGCACACCUGCUGAGAGCGGACGAUCAGUCAGUAAGUUCAGCGAGUAAAGUCUUUGUCCGCUGCCAGAUCUAUUUGAGGAAAAAGGGGGUCAGACUGAAGAAAGAGGUGGUCUCAGAGGCAGGCCGUCUGCUUAGCGCAGGUAACAGCAUCCUUCACACGGCGGCGGACAGCGUGACGAGUGCGGUGCAGAAGGCGAGCCAGGCGCUGAACGAGCGCGGGGAGAGGCUGGGCCGCACCGAGGAGAAGACCAGCGAGAUGAUGAACAGCGCACAGCAGUUUGCAGACACCGCACACAAGCUGGCGAUGAAGCACAAGUGUUAGGCCGCGGUCACGAUGCCAAACCUCCGGGCCGAAGGGACCUACUGAAGAGCACCUGCCUCUCGAACACCAACAACACGUUUCCACGUUUCCAAACCUUUCUAUCGGUCUCAUCUUUUAACAACACCUGUAUUGUUGACAGUGUCAUGAUUUUAAACACACGUUACUGUGCCCACGCCAAGACUUCUCGUUGAGGUGGUGGAGAGAUGGUGUAGCGAGCAAACUUUUAUGAAACUUCAACCCUAUGACCCAGCGAGGUGACCGGAGACCUGUGGCACCAGAGAAGUGACCUGCAGUACUGUUUGUCAAAGCCAGGGGGUGCUGUGGCACAGAGGGAGCCAUGUCAGAGUGAGCACCGUGGGGAUUUCAAAAAUAAACACUUUAACUAGCGGUUUAGACUUGUGUUUUUAACAAUUUGUGUAGUUAGAUUUAGAUUAUAUUUGACGGUGUCUUCCAUGCAUUUCAGACUAUACCAGAUGAGUAUUUUAAAAAGUGACAGGAGCCUGGUACUCCUUCCCCAGCUUAGGCUGGAAUAGGUUCUGAUCUUGCUCUAGAUCCGACAAUACGUUGGGUGCUUUGCCUGCAUAUGAUGAGGGGUAAUUGCUAUAAGGAGAGGGCUUCAGGGAGUGGAUGAUGGCCUUCACCGCACCCAGACUGCUGUGAAAGACUGGCUUUAUUUGGGAGCUUUCACAGUAAUUGCCAAUAGCAUCAGAUUCAAUACUGCAUUGAGAAGCCCUUGCACACUGCAUUGAGAAGCCCUUGUGUUGCUGUAGCACCGAGCACAUACUAACAUUUGGAAUUGGACAUGCUUCUCUCUAUUUCCUCUUUUCAAUGUAUCUCCAAACUAAAGCAACUCCUGUAAGCUCGACAACAUACACUUUUCACCAUAAUGUUGGUGAAACCAAUAACUAUGUCAUGCAAUAAUAAAUUUGCCCGUGAGAUGCCCAGACAGUAUGUGGGCAUGUUCAUGUAUGCCAACGCUCCAUUGGCAGAAAGCCCACAGAGGCUCAGUGUGUUGCCGUCAGGUGUUGCUUUGUCUGUUCUGUGCUGUAGAGUGAUGCCAUUCCUUGGUUGUAGAUAUUGACGUGUUUUGAGGACAGUAAGGUUUUUACUGUGCCAUAAUUACUCAACAUCUCUCUGCAAUUUACUAUGGAGAUGAUCACUCCAUUUUUAACAUUUGGAUACCUUUUUUUUUUUUGGAGAAAGUUAUGUAAAUAUCAAUACGGGGUACUUGAAAAAUGAAGUAAGGAAACCGAAUAAGUUUGUUACUAAGCCUUGAGACAGAGUAUAGUAUGUCAAACACAUACACACACAGACACACACACACAUACAUGCACACACACAGUUUUGGGGUGGAGUGGGAUGGGGUAUGUUGGGAUAGUUGGGUGGGCUGGAGGGUGUUGGCAUGGGGAUAACAGAAGUUUCAGAUUUAGAGUUUAAAAACACGAUGAAUGAAUGACUUUUAAUUCAGAUUUAAACUUUAAAAACACGAUGAAUGAAUUACUUUUAAUUCAGAUUUAGAGUUUAAAAACACGAUGAAUGAAUGACUUUUAAUUCACAUUUCACCUUAAUGUAGUGCUUGGAGGAGUUAGCACUGCACUUCCUGUCUGUGAAUGAUAACAGGAAGUGCUCAGCCGUCCUGUGGCUUCAGUGUUUAUGCGUCCGUAACGCUCACUGUUCAAAACAACAGUUCUCACAGAAAUUAGAUGCUUUUAUGUGGAACAACCACAUUCUCUCUGUUUACUUGUUUUUUUAUAAUAUAUAUUGAGAUUUUAUAUAUUUUUUUGCUGUUAGAAUACACUGACAACAUAACCUUUGCAGAGCACUGUCCGCUAGACAGCUUUUUGGCUACAGUAGUUGCCUCUCGGUGUUUGUAUCAUUUCUUUUAUAAGUUUGGAUAUUUAUCCUUGUAAUAAUAAACAAAAUAUAUAAUAAUAACAAAAGUAUUCAAAUGUUAACAUGGUUGACUCAGCAUUAUUGUUAUUGACUUUAUUUUUGUUUAUGUUUUUGUUUUUGUUUUUCUGGUGAACGUGCUCUAGAUGCUCCUGUGUUUGCCUGUGCUUCUUCCUGUUCCCUCACCUGUUCCCUCACCUUUUCAAAACGUGACUAAUGACGUUGUUCACUAUCGUUUCACAUUUGACUCUGCUUUUGGUAACCUGAUUAAAAAUAUUUUAAAUAUAAUUUAUGUGUAUUAAAUAACUCAAAAGAUGA